Messenger RNA from Triticum aestivum (bread wheat), 993 nucleotides. RefSeq lists its product as uncharacterized. The coding region runs from base 40 to 492 and encodes 150 amino acids. NCBI's taxonomy places the organism in Eukaryota, Viridiplantae, Streptophyta, Magnoliopsida, Poales, Poaceae. The record is from RefSeq and is a predicted model, not a curated record. The transcript has a single exon.
AGGAAAACGAGCGGGUGCUUCUUCUGCCUCGGCGCGCCGAUGCGCGCGCUGUCGAGGGCGUGCGACCUCUACGUGAGCGGCAUGUCCGGAUGCGCGCGCCGGAUGCCGGCGGGGGCUGUCGUGGGUGGUCGCGGCUCGAACGGCUUCGGCGGGCCGGCCACGACCAUGCACAUGCGGGCGAGCUCGGACCGCGCGGACGACCUUGUCCGCGCCGCGUCGAAACAGCGCCGCGUCGCGCCCGAGCCGGCGGACGUCGGGGCAGCGAAGAAGAAGGUCCACCUUAGCCAGUCGCCGGCGGCCGUCCCGGAGCGCAGGAAGCGCCCGGUGACGAUGGUCACCAUCGCUGAGGACGGGCCGUGCGAGUUCGGCGCCUGUCCGCUGAAACGGCCAGAGCAGAGGAGUCGCGGCGCGGCGGUGGGCGGACUGGCCGCGCGCGGCGGUGGUUUUGGUGCCAUCAAGGUGGGGAGCAAGGCAUUCGAGAGCCGACCAUGACGCGUGCGUACAAUACACGCGGUGAUAAAACUUAGCUUCUUUCUUCUAGGUGUCCAUUGAUUGAUUCCACUAGUUCUCUAUCCCUCUUGAUCACUUCUUGUUGACAGAUUUUUUUAAAAAAGAUCAGAUUUAUUAUAAAAAUUACAUCAAAAUUCCGAAAACCACGCAACGACCACUUACUGUGAGAACGGAUGCAAAUAGAACUAUCUCCAAUCUCUCGCAGGACGCGUCGUAUAAAUGCUAGCUGGUCACGACGUUGUGGUGAUGGAGCAACGGUUUGAAACUGGAAAUGACCUUGCCUCAUUGGUCGAAGAGAACUGAACUCUCACAAGAUGAGCCCAUAUGUAAAGUUUCUCUCAAAAUGUGAUGAGCCAGUCACUUUACUUGUUUUAUGAGCACAUUGGUCAGUCUGCCAUUUUUCAUCGUAAGGGCAUGUACAAUGGUAGCAUCACCUUAUAGCUGCUCCAUACUACACAUAGAUAAAGCAAACAUAGCCAUGGU